CGCAGCAGCAGCAGCAGCAGCAGCAGCAGCAGCAGUAGGAAUAGCAUCAGAACGAUGCAACAUAGGAUUCGUUGGCUAAUUGCCAACGCUCCAACAUUACUUAUGAUGUUGGAGCAUGUCUCCUGGGCCAUGGAGGCAAUAAAUACACUGCCAUCGCUGCCACCACUUGCUGCUAUGCAGCAAUUAUAUGAAGGGAUUAGGCCAGGAAGCUCUUCGCCCAACCCUGCCCGACGAACGAGACCCAGCUCUUCACCCAGCACUGCCCCGCCGAGAGAGGCCAAGCUCGUCGUCCAGCACUGCCCCGCCGAGAGAGGCCAAGCUCUCAGUCCAGUACUGCCCGCCGAGAGGGGCCUUCAGCUGGACCUAGCACAUCAGCGGCUACUAGGCCAGUCGUCCGGCGGAUAA
Molecule: messenger RNA, 405 nt
Organism: Nasonia vitripennis (jewel wasp)
Lineage: Eukaryota; Metazoa; Arthropoda; Insecta; Hymenoptera; Pteromalidae
Exons: 2
Coding region: 55-405 (116 amino acids)
Source: RefSeq, a predicted model, not a curated record